Gongylonema pulchrum is the source of this 660-nucleotide messenger RNA. NCBI's taxonomy places the organism in Eukaryota, Metazoa, Nematoda, Chromadorea, Rhabditida, Gongylonematidae. The record is from the annotation of a GenBank genome assembly.
AUGUGGAAUGAGAAAAAGAUGAAUUUUAAACUUAAAAAACAAGUAUUUUUUGGACGGAUAAAAUUUUUUUACGUUCUGAAGCAGAAUACUAUUGGCAUUUUCGUUGGGACUCUUAUCGAUAUUGCUAUGAUUAUCGUGCCUUUUGAAGGAUGCUAUCGACAGGUUGGAACAACACUGGUGAUAACCGAAUAUUCCGGUGCUGCUGCUGCUUCGGCAUCCAAAAUUGAUGAUUCACAAACGCAUCCGAUUGGUUUGGAACCGAUUGAGCGGCUUAUUUUUAUCAAACAACAACAGCAAUGUUCCUAUUGCUGGUUUUUUCCAAAAAGAACAGGAGAAAGUAACGAAAGCACCAGUAGCAGCAAUCUCGAGAACGAUCAAGAUCCACAUUUCUUCUGCCUUCGAUCGAGCACAGAAACAAGCAGCAGUGGUAGUAACGGUGGAAUUUUGGAUGUGGAUCGGCUCAUGCAACGAACAAUCUUCCUUCCGACUGCUGCUGAUUUCACAACGAACAGAAUUCUGCAACACGUUCCAAUGAAUCUGAUGAAUGGUACUUCCGCAAUACAGGCUCCUACAAGCAAUACGAUAGGUUGGUGCUUACUCAAAUUUACAAUCCGCGGCCUACUCCGCGCAUUAUUUUGCGUGGUGCAUUUGCCUUAUUAA